Messenger RNA from Pollicipes pollicipes, 2222 nucleotides. Its product is annotated as cystathionine gamma-lyase. The record is from RefSeq and is a predicted model, not a curated record. Gene Ontology annotation, cellular component: cytoplasm. NCBI's taxonomy places the organism in Eukaryota, Metazoa, Arthropoda, Thecostraca, Pollicipedomorpha, Pollicipedidae. Gene Ontology annotation, biological process: transsulfuration. Gene Ontology annotation, molecular function: pyridoxal phosphate binding; cystathionine gamma-lyase activity.
CCCGCGGUCGUGACGACUCGACGCGUCCAUACUAUACAGUCCCUAACGUGCUCUGCUCAUCCAACCCGUUCGCCAUGUCCAUGGAGGGGUACCUGGCGCAGGAGCCGAACUUCGCCACCCGUGUGGUGCACUGCGGCAUGGCCGAGGAGGGGCACCCGCACGGCGCCAUCGUCCCGCCCAUCACACUCUCCUCCACUUACAAGAUGAAGCCCAGUGGAGAGUGGGGAGGUCUUCUCUACACACUCCAGCAACCCGAAGGAGGAGCUCGACUACCUGGGCAUCACCGACAACAUGGUGCGCCUGUCCGUCGGCCUGGAGGACCCCGACGACCUGUGCGCCGACCUGGACCAGGCCCUGAAGGCCGCCUGCGGCUCCGGCUAACGGCGCCGGAAACGUCGCAUGUCCGUUUCCGACCGCACCGUGUUCGGACCGGGGCAGACAAUGACACCGCGGCAGACGACACCGGGGCAGACAGCGACACCGGGGCAGACAACGACACCAGGCCCAGCCACUUUGUAUCGCGACCAUGGCGAAGGCGGCACGGUACCAUGCAUCCUUUUGAGACGAGCCGUAUUUUCUCACGUGUCUGUGUUGUACUAAUUCUAACCAUUUCGAGACUUCGUGUAUUAAUUGGUGCGGUUUUCGGUGCAAAUGUGUUUUUAGAAUAACUCAGGAAACUGAGCUAGCAAACAGCGAAUAGUAUGCGGGAAUUCAGCUAUCGAUAAAGCAUUACUAAAAGCCAGAUUUCUCGUAGAAAACCAGGAGAAUGGCGGUAUCCUGGAGAUAUACUAGAUCUCCAUUUUCCCACUUUUUCUACGAGGAAUAAACCUAUUUCUACUGCCUUGUAUACAUAUAAAAUGUUCCUCGCAUAGGCCUUUAUCAAUCUCGUUGGUACCCCAGAAUAUACCAUCAUUGUAUGUUUACACGAACAAUCUGCAGAUUAUGCCAUGUGUGAUCUAGCUUGGCAUGAAGAUCUGUACUUUCCAAGCCUUAUUUUACUUUCCAAGCCACGUAUGUACUUUCCAAGCCAUGCGUUGUUGGUGCUUUUCACCACUCAUCCAGUAAACUGACGGUGUUUUUCGAUUGAUACAGUCAGUUGAUACAGAUACAGUUGAUACAGAUACAAUCAAAAGCAAUUCAUCAUGGCCUACACGAUUCCCUCCCACAAUGCUGGCUUUGCAUCCAAGACGACGUAGCAACCAGCUCUGAACAUAGCCUAAUGAUCAAAAGCCACGGAUUACUAAAUAAAUACUCUAAAAAAGCGAAGAACUACAUGGCUGUACAGCUAUUACCAUUUACUUCCUCUUGCGGAGAUUACAAUGCAUGUGUUUGUAUUGAUGAGUGUUGCCGCGACCAGCAUAAACCUACGAGGGACCAGCACGCCGAAGUAGUGACAGUUUUUCGUUCAGCAACCACAAAUCUUCACGGAGUAAGUCAACCGGAACAUCAAUACAUCGGCUGCUUGAAGGCCUCAUUUACUGACGACUGUGACUGUAGGCAGUAAUUCUGCCGAAAGCACCACAGAAACAUCGUCAAGCCCUGGGAACACUGCACAAGACUGCCCGCAGGUCCUAGAGCCCGCCACGGCCGGGCGGCUGACGACGAUGGAGUAUGAUCAUCCGCCACUUACAUGCCACUGCACUCAGUAGUGAAUCAACUGAAAGCGAACACGCUAUUUACCUUUGAAUUUUUUGCAGUUGUAUUUGUAUUUGUGGAUUAUGUGCAUUCACGUGACUGUACAGUUUUUACGCACUUCCGCCAAAAUGAAUGAAAACAGGCAUGUCAGUCAUGGGAAAAGGGACCGCACAUAGAUCACAAAAUGUACAGAUCCACACCAAGGUCGUCAAGUGGCAAAGCAGCCCCACAGAAAUCCAAAGUAUCAUCAAGACAGCGACUACAGUGCAAAGAGAGGUGUGCCUUUUUACCAGUGACUAGAACUGUUAUCAUCACGAAUGUAAGCCUCGCACCGCCGUGUGUUAAGAUGCGUUUUAGGUUAUGGCACGCCCAGCUGUGUCCGCUUCAGUGACAACUUAUUGAAUUUCCUUGUUUUCUUGCGACUCAGCAAAUAUUUCAGCGAUGCAAAACCUUUUAAUUGGCUCGAAGUUAUCCCAUAUAAUAAAACAAGUCCGAGACGUGAAAGAAAUUUCCCACGUCCACUGAUGACUCUGGCAAAGAAAUUCAACAGUUUCUUAUGCAGUGAAGUUGGAUUUUUACAAUGCGCU